Molecule: messenger RNA, 3576 nt
Organism: Triplophysa rosa
Lineage: Eukaryota; Metazoa; Chordata; Actinopteri; Cypriniformes; Nemacheilidae
Product: adhesion G-protein coupled receptor G5-like
Exons: 14
Coding region: 230-2194 (654 amino acids)
Biological process (GO): cell surface receptor signaling pathway; adenylate cyclase-activating G protein-coupled receptor signaling pathway
Cellular component (GO): membrane
Molecular function (GO): G protein-coupled receptor activity
Source: RefSeq, a predicted model, not a curated record
ACGCACGCACGCACGCACACACACAUUGAGUCACUGCUGCCUCGCGGACUCUCAAAGUGCGAAGUUACUCUCGUUUAUUGAGUUACACUCGAUUUUCAUACGUGUUUUUCCUCCAGCAUAAAAUAAACAUACGAAUUUUCAGAUUUUUUCCGAAACCACGUACUUUGUCUACGCGAGGAAGACAGCAAGUGUUUUGGUUUGACCGAUAAGGCUUCAUCUAUGAGUAACAAUGAAGCAGAAUCAAAACACCAUAAGAACCUUCAUGAUCAUCUGUCUAGUGUUCAUUUUGGGUCAAGCAGCAACAACAGAGAAUGACAAAGACUUUAAGAUGUGUGGAAUAUGGCGCCAUGGCAACGCAUCCCGAAAUCUGACGUAUGAUUUAAGACCAGGUUGUGAAGACAUCAGGAUUUUAGGAAAUGAGUUCACCCUCUCUAUUCAGGGCAGUAUCACAGCGAAGUGCAAGCAAUCUGCAACAAUUACUCUAGAUUCAAGCCCCUUUCAAAAUCAAAGUAAUUUCUGUGUGUUCUGGGAGCCAUUGUUGGACCUGCUGAUAGUGGAGGUGAAUGGACGAAAUCGGACACUGUGUGGCCCAAAUGGCCUGCAGGGCAACUGCUGCACUAACCUCUCACCAGAUUACCAGAAUGGUAGCAAGCUGUAUGGUAUUGUGAAUGGCAGCAUCAAAGGGGAUCCUAUCAGCAGCAAUGUCAUGGAAAUAUAUACAUUCCGUGGGGAAUCAAUAAACUGCAAGAAGAAGUUCUGUGAUGAGGCAAGCGAAAAUCCAGGAGGACCAAACAUGAUUGAGGAAGCGGUAAUGAAAUCUAGCAAAAUUGGGCGUGUGGAUCUACCUUGUGUUCAGGGAACUAUCAUUGAGAUGGAAGAGGGCUUCACAGGACACAACAUCACGCUGCCAGCUCCACGAAGUAACCAAUCCAACACAAUACCCUCAAUCUAUCUCCCCCCCUGCCUGAAAUCAGAAGUAAGAAAAAAAUCCAAAGUGGUCCUUACCUACUUCAGGGAGAGGACAGCAAAGACAUUUUUUAAGCAAAAAAAAUCACCAAAAUCACCUGAGUCAACUCUUCUGGAUGACAUAGUUGGAAUCUCAGUGGAGAAUGAGAUCAUCACUAACCUCCCAGAACCUGUCAGAAUCAGGUUCCGUCAUUCAGCCCUUCCGUCUAAUUUUUCAAAUGAAUGUGUUUCAUGGGACACAAGAAAAGACAAAGAUGUGAUGUGGAGGUCAGACGGUUGUGAGACGUUUAACAUCAAUGCAGAAGAGACAGAAUGCUGUUGUAAACACCUUACGUACUUUGCUAUUCUUGUGCAAGUGAAACAGAGAGCUACUGUGCGCCAUCUUAAGGCUCUGACGUUCAUAACAGCUGUGGGAUGUGCUGUGUCUUUAGUUAGCUGCUUGGUUCUCUUCUACUGGCUCUGUAAAAAGAGAAAAGGAAAGAAAAAUCAGUCCUCAUUGGUGCACCGUGGUCUGGUGGUGGCUAUAUUUCUUUUGAGCUUGUUCUUCAUUCUUACUGGUACAAUGGCAAAUGUUGGAAAUGAGACAGUUUGUCAGAUAACGGGAACCCUUCUGCAUUACGCGCUGCUAAGCGCCCUCUGCUGGAUGGCUGUGGAAGUGUUUCACGCGUUCUUGUUAGUCCAUCAAGUGUUCGAGAUACCGCCUCCGUCAUGGCUGUUUUACCUGGGGGGUUUUGGUCUUCCAGCUCUGCUAGUUGUUAUACUGGUCUCUAUAGGUGAUAUUUAUGGUCAAAGAAAGAUUGUGCCCAGUGAUGAUGUCAACAAUCCAUACUACAUGUGCUGGAUGUUGGACAAUGAAAAGAGCAGACUGGUUCAUUACAUUGUAAAUAUGGGCUUACUGGUUGUUGUGAUGAGCUCUGGUAUGGUCAUGCUUUUCUACGUUGUGAGAAAGAUAAUGAAGAUGCAAGUGCUGAAGAACCGUUACGGAGUAUUUCUGAGUAUCUGGGGCAUAACUUGUCUGUUUGGCACAACAUGGGGCCUGAGUUUCCUCGAUUUUGGCCCCUUUUCAGAGGCCACCCUCUUCCUUUUCUGCAUUAUCAAUUCCUUACAAGGAUUUUUCCUCAUGCUGCGACACUUCAUUAUGAAACGGAUAGAAAAGACACAUGAGUCCAGUGGGAGCAGUAGUGGAUCAUCAAAACAACUUAUGCUACAGACUCAUGAAAAGAGUUAAAAGUCUGAAGAUGCUCAGUGUUUUUUCUGAAAUGGUCUAUCAGAAAUGUAUUGCAUUAUAUUAAAUUAGGGGUCAGGAUUCAUCAGGGCAUUUGUAAAGAUCUUUUCUCAUCCUGCAGGUCAGGCUCUUAAGUUAAAUGUUGCUCAGAUGACAUUGCACUGAUAUUGAGCAUUAAUGCUUUACCUGUCAUAAGCUGUAUUUCCAUAAUUAGUGUGAGUAUAUAUUUUUUUCAAGCGAGCCUUGCACUUUAGCUUUUUUAACUACUGUAGAAAACUGCUGUUUUUAUUGUGAAAUGUUAAUAGGAUUUUUAGUGAACCACUGUUAGUAAUGACUAUAAUAUUGAAUCUGUGAUCAGAUAAAUAAUGUGGUGUGUUUGAUGAGUAGAGGUUGCGCUUUAGCUGUCGGGUUGUCAGAAAAUCUGCCAAAAGAGUACAUUCCUCAAAAUGCUUAUCAGAGUAAAUGAAACUGGCAGACUGUACAUUUUAUUUUGUUAUUUCAGUUUUACAGCACUUUUGUUUAUUGUAAAGAGUUCUGUAAUGAGAAAAAUAAUUAAUACUUUAUUGUACCUUUUGUUUGUAUUGUUGAAAGUAUUCAAAAUUAAAACUUUUAAAAUAAAGUUUAAAAUCACUUUGUAUGUGUAUGAACAAACACAUGUUUGAAUAUUAUAUAAACCGUUAGAUAUUGAAAAAAAAACUUUAAAUUGGGCACAGUUUAUUGUAGAUGUGUUAUCCAUUAACCAAAUUUGAAUAAGAAUCCUCUGAUUUUUUUGUUUUGUAUAAGUUAAAAUUAAAGUAAAAGAUAAAUAAAUUCACUUGGGUAGUUUAAGACAGAUGUUACGACCUUCUAUGUUUAUUUGCCUGUGGGAGAAGUUUGUUUGUGUCUCUGUCCAGGAAGAAACCUGAUUGGCUCCUGACGACUGAUCAUUCCUUUGCCCUGAUUGGUUCAUGACGACACCUUUUGCCUAUAGGAAUCCAGUCUUCACUUCUCGAGAGCGCAUUUGUUCUCACUCGCUGUGUGUGUUGUUCUGGCUUGUUGAACUUAACUGUGAUACUAGACCUUUUGCCUGUUUUUGACAUUGAGCUUGGCUUUUGUUUCUGAUCUGUGGAUUAUUCCUUGUAAAUAUUCUAACUUGUAUAUAUUUGUAAAUACCGCUUAACUUGGGAAAGUAGGGAGUCUGACGCCACUCUUUUGUUUUGCUAUAAGUUUGAUCUUUGUUUCUGUUAUGGGAGUUAGGUUAUACGUUGUAUUUUUGUUUUCUUCUGUUGCUAUUAGGAUUUAGCAAGGUUUUAAAUAAAGGAAGUUUUGUUUAUUAUUUUGGCUAUGUCAACUCUUGAAUCCUUAGGUCCCAAGUUAAAACAAUAAAUUUUCAUUAUUGUCAUUCA